Molecule: messenger RNA, 3477 nt
Organism: Plasmodium malariae
Lineage: Eukaryota; Apicomplexa; Aconoidasida; Haemosporida; Plasmodiidae
Product: falcilysin, putative
Exons: 1
Coding region: 1-3477 (1158 amino acids)
Biological process (GO): protein processing
Molecular function (GO): metal ion binding
Source: RefSeq, a predicted model, not a curated record
AUGAAAGUUUUGGGAUAUAUAAACAUUAUCACCAAUUGUGUCAAUGGCAUUUUUUGCAGAGUGGAUAAAAGAAAAUAUAACCUAUUUACCAACAGUUUUAUUUACUCCAUAAAUACGACAAACUUAUAUUCAUUUACAGCCAUUAUGAAUAAAACACCAGAUUGGAUUCAGGAAAAAUGCCCGGAACAUAAAAGUUACGAUAUUGUUGAAAAAAGAUACAAUGAUAAAUUUAAUAUGACAUAUACAGUGUAUGAGCAUAAGAAGGCAAAAACGCAAGUGAUAGCAUUAGGUUCAAAUGAUCCUUUAGAUGUUGAUCAAUCAUUUGCUUUUUAUGUUAAAACGUUGACACAUUCAGGUAAAGGAAUUCCACAUAUAUUAGAACAUACAGUUUUAUCCGGUUCUAAAAAUUUCAACUAUAAAGAUUCUAUGGGGUUAUUAGAAAAAGGGACCUUAAACACACAUUUAAAUGCUUAUACUUUUAAUGAUAGAACUAUAUAUAUGGCUGGAUCAAUGAACAAUAGAGAUUUUUUCAACAUAAUGAGUAUAUAUAUGGAUAGUGUGUUUCAACCAAAUGUACUUGAGAAUAAAUUUAUAUUUCAAACAGAGGGAUGGACAUACGAAGUAGAGAAAUUGAAGGAAGAGGAAAAAAAUUUAGAUGUUCCAAAAAUAAAAGAUUAUAAGGUUUCUUUUAAUGGCAUAGUGUAUAAUGAAAUGAAAGGAUCAUUUAGCAAUCCCUUACAAGAUUUGUAUUACGAAAUUAUGAAGUAUAUAUUUCCAGAUAAUGUGCAUUCAAAUAUUAGUGGUGGAGAUCCUAAGGAAAUUCCAAAUUUAACCUAUGAAGAAUUUAAAGAGUUUUAUUACAAAAAUUACAACCCUAAGAAAAUUAAGGUAUUUUUUUUUAGCAAAAACAAUCCAACCGAACUUCUAAAUUUUGUGGACAAUUAUUUGAGUCAACUUGACUUGACCAAAUAUAGAGAUGAUGCUGUUGAGGAUGUAAAAUAUCAAGAUUAUAAAAAAGGUCCUUUUUAUGUUAAGAAGAAAUUUGCUGAUCAUUCGGAGGAAAAAGAAAAUUUAGUUUCUAUUUCCUGGUUAUUAAACCCAAAGAAAAGUAAAAGUUCUGAUGUAGAUUUAAGUUUGGAAUCCCCUACUGAUUAUUAUGCUUUGUUAAUAGUAAAUAACCUUUUGACCCAUACAUCAGAGAGUGUAUUAUAUAAAGCGUUAAUUGAAUGCGGUUUGGGUAAUAGUGUUGUUGAUAGGGGUUUAAAUGAUAGUCUUGUUCAAUAUGUUUUUAGCAUAGGAUUAAAAGGAAUUAAGGAAAAGAAUGAAAGAAAUAUAAGUAUAGAUAAAGUACAUUAUGAAGUAGAAAACGUUGUUUUGGAUGCUUUGAAAAAAGUUGUACAAGAAGGAUUCAAUAAAUCAGCUGUAGAAGCAGCAAUAAAUAAUAUAGAAUUUGUGUUGAAAGAAGCUAAUUUAAAAACUUCAAAAAGUAUCGAUUUUAUAUUUGAAAUGGCUGCACGAUUGAAUUAUAAUAGAGAUCCAAUGCUAAUGUUUGAUUUUGAAAAACAUCUAAACGUUGUUAAGCAUAAAAUAAAAAAUGAACCUAAGUAUUUAGAAAAUAUAGUUGAAAAGCAUUUCAUUAAUAAUGAUCAUCGUGCUGUUAUUUUACUUGAAGGAGAUGAACAUUAUGGAAAUGAACAAGAGAAAUUGGAAAAGGAGUCUUUAAAGAAAAGAAUUGAAAAUUUUACAGAAAAGGAAAAGGAAGAAAUAAUAAAUGAUUUUGAACAAUUAAACAAGUACAAAAAUACUGUAGAAUCACCUGAACAUUUAGAUAAAUUUCCCAUUAUUAGUAUAUCGGAUUUAAAUAAAAAAACGUUAGAAAUUCCGGUAAAUGUGUACUUCACAGAGGUUAAGGAAGAAAAUAAUAUGCAGCAAUAUAAUUAUGCAAAGUCUAGUAAGGACAUCCUUAAGCAAAAUAUGAAUUAUUUCCAAAGUAAGUACAUUUUAAGCAAAUUAUCUACAGAAAAAAAAGUACAUAUGAAUGAGGGUUCUAUACAAAAGGUGGAUGAAACAAAAGUACCAAUUCUAAUUUAUGAAAUGCCUACUAGUGGUAUUUUAUAUCUGCAGUUUAUAUUUUCUAUAGACAAUUUAACACUAGAAGAACUGAGCUACUUAAAUUUAUUCAAAUCUCUAAUUCUUGAAAAUAAAACGAAUAAAAGAUCAUCAGAAGAGUUUGUAAUUUUAAGAGAGAAAAAUAUAGGGAAUAUGAUGUCGAACGUAGCAUUAUAUUCUACAAGUGAUCGUUUAAAUGUUACAGAUAAAUAUAACGCACAUGCUUAUUUUAAUUUCGAAAUUCAUGUAUUAAGUCAUAAAUGUAAUGAAGCAUUAGAUAUUGUACUAGAAGCAUUAAAAGAAUCCGAUUUUUCGAAUAAAAAAAAAAUUAUAGAGAUAUUAAAAAGAAAAAUUAAUGGAAUGAAAACAGCAUUUAGUUCAAAAGGGUAUUCCAUAUUAAUGAAGUAUGUGAAGUCUCAUCUCAAUUCAAAAUAUUAUGCACACAAUGUGACAUAUGGAUACGAAAAUUAUUUAAAAUUGCAAGAACAGUUACAGUUAGCAGAAACAGAUUUCCCAGCUUUUGAGCAGAUUUUAAAUAGAAUGAGAAAAAAAAUAUUCAGUAGGAGUAAUUUAAUAAUAAGUGUAACAUCUGAUGCUGGAGACUUAAAUCAACUUUUUGUGAAGUCCAAAGAAACGUUUAAAAAUCUUUUGAUGUAUUUUGAGGAAAAUGAAGCGAGUGUUAGAAGUAGUAACAACAACGGUAAUAACAUAACAGGUACUGGAUGGAAUGAUGAAAUAAAACAAAGCAAAGUGCUGGAAGGGGAACAAUCGAAAAAAGAAUUUUUUGUCAUACCAACGUUUGUGAAUUCUGUAUCAAUGUCGGGUGUUUUGUUUAAUGAAGGAGAAUAUUUAGAUCCUGCUUUUACAGUAAUUGUAGCAGCUCUAAAAAAUUCGUAUCUUUGGGAAACUGUUAGAGGCCUCAAUGGCGCUUAUGGUGUUUUUGCAGAUAUUGAAUAUGAUGGAGUCGUAGUAUUUUUAUCUGCUAGAGAUCCAAAUUUAGAAAAGACUUUACAAACAUUUAGAGAGGCAGCUCAAGGGUUAAGGAAAAUGGCAGAUACUAUGACGAAAAAUGAUUUACUCAGAUACAUUAUUAAUGCUAUCGGUACUAUUGACAGACCAAGAAGAGGAGUUGAACUGAGCAAACUCUCCUUUUUAAGGGUUAUAUCGAACGAAUCUGAGCAAGAUCGAAUUGAAUUUAGAAAUAGAAUUAUGAACACAAAAAAAGAAGACUUUUAUAAAUUUGCAGAUUUGUUAGAAAAAAAGGUUAAAGAAUUUGAAAAAAGUAUCGUUAUCAUAACAAGCAAGGAAAAGGCAAACGAUUACACGAAUAAUGUAGAUAAAGAAUUUAAAAAUAUUCUUAUUGAGUAA